GCAACAUUGUCAUUCGUCGGAGAAAAUAUACAAAUCAUUCGUCUUAGCAGGUUUUUACGCAGCCAGAAAAUUUAACGUAGACAAGUGAAAAGUGGCUAAUAUAUUGGACUAAACAAAGCAGAAAGUCGGCAGGAACAGUUGCCUUAUAUUGCAAUUAUAUUAACAUAGCACCAAUUUCCAUUUAAGAAACAAAAUAUUAUUAUGUGCUGAGUAAGUGGUAGGGGGCGAUUGAUCAGCUGGGGAAAAAUACCUCAACAACAACAGCAACAACAAAAACAACGGAAGCAGCGGCAGCGGCAGCGGCAGAGGCACAACUGCUGAACACAAUUGCAGCGUCAUGUUUGGCUUCGAUGGCGAGUAUCGGCGCAGACCGGUGCAAAGUCUUGGAGGGGCCUCGCAUACCUGCGACCGGGACACGGCCAUACGCAAAGCGGCGCUGGAGCGUCAGAAACGGAACGAGCUGCGUCAGAAGGCCAAUGGUGCCGUUGUGCUGCAAUCAUAUGCCCGCUCCUUCAUUCAUCGCCAGAGACGCAAGCGGGCGGAGCGGGAGGCAUUCGAUGCGUAUCUGCAUGCGCAUCGGGAUCGAGUAACCGAGGAUGAGAGUCUGUGCUUCCUGCUGCGACGCCUUAGCUUCUUUUAUAGCAGUCGCGUGGCGAGGGACAGCGAGCGACUGAUUGAAAUCUGUCAGCAAAUCCUGCGCAAUCCGGGCAGACUCUUGCAGCACUCAGCCCAUGAUGCCGUGUGGAUGCUGCGCGUCUGCAAGCUGUUGGAUGCGUGUCUGCUGCAGUUGACGCUGCCACAGAGUGUUCAGGCCAUACCACUGCGUAUGCUGGAGACCUUCACCACGGUGUCAGCUGUGGAACGCUAUGUGGAGGACGAAACACUGUUGUAUAAGUAUUUGGAGCGAGUGUUUGGCUUCCUUAUUGCACGCAACUACUUUGUGCGAUUGCGUCAGCUGCUCGAUGACAAGUGUCCACCGCUGGACGGCGAGACAUUGCAUGCGCCCAGUCCGUUUGCUGAUGCGCUGCUCCAGCUGCUAUUGCGGCCAUUAAGCGUUGCUAGGCGCACAGCUGCCGGCGAGCAAUCGCAGCUCUUCUGUCGCAAGUUCAUUACCGAAAUUCUGGCCACGCCGCAUACGGAACCAAUUCGCUAUUUUGUGUUGCCCUGUCUGGCGGAGUCUACGGAAUUUCCCUUCGCAUUGCUCAUGCGGUCGCUACACGUCUUGCUCGAAUCGAGCAUGGUUACGUCCUCCGCUGCGGAUUCAACAGACACAGAUGAUGGCAAGCGAAACUCAUUGUUCUAUGGUGUCAUCCAAUCCAGUGAAGGCAAACAGUUCAAGUCACAGCCACGUGAAAUGUUAUUUAGUUCGUUUUUGCUGAACUCUUUGCUGGUGCUCGAUCGCAGGCAACUGGCUACAUUGGAGCAGAGCAACUUGCUGAUUGUGUAUGUACGUGUUAUUGCUCAGAUGAUGCCAAACAUAUUGCAGCUGCCCAAGUCGACACUACGGAACCAUGCAGUACCACAUCGUCACACGGAUUCCGAUGAUGACGAUGACACGGAUGAGUCCGAUGAGGAAGAGGAGGAUCAGCCCACGUCACGAACUCUGGACUAUGAUAUGGAACAGCCUUGUCGACCUACCGGCGAGCUGAGCAGCAAGGAACGCAAUUGCCUCUUGGAAUCCAUAGCCAUAUUAAACGAAACGCAACGUGUGGAUUUCAUUGUGCAGCAAAUGGAGCCGCACAUUGAGCACACUCAGUUAAUUUAUGCGUUCUGUGAGAUUUGUCACAAUUUGAUGAUAUACAAUAAGCAUGCGGUCUAUGAGUAUAAACUGCUCUACACUUUAGCCUUUACACCGAAGUUUAUACGUGCCGUGUGGUUUAAACUGGCCGCUGAGUCCACGCAAUUGGGUUUCUCAGCGCCACUCACACUCAUUUCCAAGGGCGUUGUGCCCAAGCAGCAGGGCGUGGAUCGCACUAUUCCUUUAUUGGCAACAUUUUGUAUGCUCUUUGGUCGUCUGUUGCCCACGUUGCACGACGUCGAGUUUGUGGAGAAGAAGCUGUUGGUAACGCCCGUCCAGGCGGCCAUACAACAUGUCCGACUGAUGCCAUUUUCAAUUGCCGAAAUUGUGCAAAUGUCCAAGACACUGAAGGACAUUAGCCUCGGUCUGGUCGAGCUAGCUUUUCGCAGUGUUCUUGGCCACACCGACGCCGACGACAAGAAACUGCGUCACCAGAAACAAAUUUGGGCCAACUUGCUGAAUGUGGUUGUGUUUGUGCUCAAUCAAAUACACACGCGGGACUUGCGACUGGGCUUCUGUCCGGAAGCGCAUUGGACGGUCAGUCGUUUGGAUUUGCCACUGGACAGACCGACGGAUCUGCCAUUGACACACAGCAGUCGAAUGCGCGGCAUUCGUCCAUUUCAGCCCAUACGCGACUUUACGCGCGAGGAUUUUGAGAACGGACCGCCCAUGUCCACAAAACAGAAGCGAUCCAUAACGAUUCUGCGUGAAAUACCCUUUGUGGUGGCAUUCAACAAGCGUGUGAGCAUUCUUCAGGGUCUGGUUGCGGCCAACAAGAUGCGGGUUCAGGGCCAUCAGCAAGCCUUUCUGCAGGGCCCCUCCAUUAUGAUAACUGUACGUCGUUCGCAUCUCUACGAGGAUGCUUACGAUAAGCUGCGUCCGGAGAAUGAGCCGGAUUUACGCCUCAAAUUUCGCAUACAGUUUGUGUCCUCGCUGGGACUUGAUGAGGCGGGCAUUGACGGUGGCGGUGUUUUUCGUGAAUUCCUCUCGGAACUUAUCAAAACUGCCUUUGAUCCCAAUCGGGGAUUUUUCAUGGUAACGACGGACAACAAACUGUAUCCCAAUCCCAAUGUGGCUGACUUAUUUGGGGACUUUGAGAAGCACUAUUAUUUCAUUGGUCGCAUUUUGGGAAAAGCAAUAUAUGAGAAUCUGUUGGUGGAACUUCCGCUGGCGGAGUUCUUCUUAACCAAACUGGCUGGCAAAUAUUCAGAUGUGGACAUACAUCAAUUGGCGUCCCUGGAUCCGGAACUAUAUCGCAAUUUGCUUUAUCUUAAAGACUAUGCGGGAGAUGUUAGUGAAUUAAAUUUAGAUUUUACAGUGGCCAGCAGCUCACUGGGGCAGACACAGAUUGUGGAACUGAAACCUCAGGGUCAGAGCACGCCGGUGACCAACUCAAAUCGCAUCGAAUAUCUGCAGCUGAUAGCCAACUAUAAGCUAAAUGUACAGAUCAAACGUCACUGUAAAGCCUUCCGCAAGGGACUGUCAAAUGUGCUGCCCAUUGAGUGGCUUUAUAUGUUCAGCAAUAAGGAGCUUCAAAUACUCAUAUCGGGCGCCGAAAUACCGAUAGAUCUGGAGGACCUAAAGAAGCACUGCAAAUAUGGUGGCGAGUACACGCCGGAGCAUCCAUCCAUAGUGGCAUUCUGGACAGCUGUGGAGGGUUUUGAUGAUCUGCAGCGACGUCAACUGUUGAAGUUUGUCACCAGCUGCUCACGUCCUCCACUACUGGGCUUUAAGGACUUGGAUCCGCCUUUUUUCAUACAGAAUGCUGGGGAUAUGGAGCGUCUGCCCACAGCCAGCACCUGCACGAAUCUGCUAAAGCUGCCGCCCUUUAACAGUGUCGAUCAAAUGCGUGAAAAGUUGCUCUAUGCCAUACAAUCUGGUGUGGGCUUUGAACUUAGCUAAACUGUGCCCUACUACACACACACACACACACACACUGAUACCUACACCCACCCAACACACACACACUGAGACACACACAGAGACAUAUCGAAUGAAUGCCAGAAAGCAACACAUUGAUUCGGACGCCCAUCCCCGCAGCAGGAUUCGAAGGCUGGCCAGAAAGCAAUUCCAGUUCAUAUAGAAAUGUACAUUAUGAUUAACGUAAUUAAUUGUCUAAUGUAAAGUAUGAAGCUUAUGAGGUCUGUUUUCCAAUUUUACUUUUUAGUUGAUUUUGUGUUUUUAACGUAUAACACAAUAAUAAAUGUAUAAAAAAA
Drosophila innubila is the source of this 4014-nucleotide messenger RNA. RefSeq names its product ubiquitin-protein ligase E3C. Gene Ontology annotation, biological process: ubiquitin-dependent protein catabolic process; protein polyubiquitination. The coding region runs from base 338 to 3700 and encodes 1120 amino acids. The record is from RefSeq and is a predicted model, not a curated record. The transcript has 8 exons. Gene Ontology annotation, molecular function: protein binding; ubiquitin protein ligase activity. NCBI's taxonomy places the organism in Eukaryota, Metazoa, Arthropoda, Insecta, Diptera, Drosophilidae.